AUGGCUGCCGACACCCCCGCAACAAGACGACCACGUAAGCGCCGCCGCCGCGCAGCGUCGUACUCGACUUCGUCGGACGAGGACAGUGACUCGAGCGCGAGCGAGAGCGAGAAGGAAGACGAGGAGAAGAUGGAUGUGGACAAGUCGUCCUCGAGCUCAGAGUCAUCCGACUCGUCCUCGUCGGACAGCUCGUCGGACAGCUCGGACAGUUCGGACUCAGACGACUCGGACUCGGACUCGGACGACGACGCAGCCAAGGCCAAGGCCAAGGCUGCCCCCAAGGCUAAGGCUGAGCGGCCGCGCCAGCCGACGCUCUCGCCGUCCCCUCCGCCGCGCGAUAUCCCUUCUUUCCUCGCUACGGAAGGGGAGGAGGAUGACCGGCGCGCAAGGUUCAAGCGCGUGUAUAUGGGGAAGAUUGUUGAGGGGUUCGGUGGGGAUUUGGAGACUAUGCGUGCGUCCGACCCCACGCUCGGCCCAAGCCGCCUGCAGCUGCUCAUCGACUCGCUGGCGGCUGGCGUCGACGUGUUCGCGGAACCCAGCGGGGACCAAGGUGUCGACGAGGUCGGCGUGAUCCUCAACGAGGGUGCGUAG
Molecule: messenger RNA, 591 nt
Organism: Cutaneotrichosporon cavernicola
Lineage: Eukaryota; Fungi; Basidiomycota; Tremellomycetes; Trichosporonales; Trichosporonaceae
Exons: 2
Coding region: 1-591 (196 amino acids)
Biological process (GO): ribosomal large subunit assembly
Cellular component (GO): preribosome, large subunit precursor
Source: RefSeq, a predicted model, not a curated record